This is a messenger RNA of Diceros bicornis minor, 2774 nucleotides long. It is a transcript of the gene SPRYD3, whose product is annotated as SPRY domain containing 3. The transcript is spliced from 11 exons. Bases 61 to 1440 code for a protein of 459 amino acids. The record is from RefSeq and is a predicted model, not a curated record. NCBI's taxonomy places the organism in Eukaryota, Metazoa, Chordata, Mammalia, Perissodactyla, Rhinocerotidae. Gene Ontology annotation, molecular function: protein binding.
CCCGGAUGUGUGUGGUGGCGGCGGCCGAAGAGCUAGUGUGCGGAGCUGAGAGGCCUAUGGAUGAGGAGGACGCGGCGGCCCCGGUUUGGUCUCAUGAACAAGAUGGAUGACCUCAACCUGCACUACCGGUUUCUGAAUUGGCGCCGGCGGAUCCGGGAGAUUCGAGAGGUCCGGGCUUUCCGAUACCAGGAGCGGUUCAAGCACAUUCUUGUAGAUGGAGACACUUUGAGUUACCAUGGAAACUCUGGUGAAGUUGGCUGCUACGUGGCUUCUCGACCCCUGACCAAGGACAGCAAUUAUUUUGAGGUAUCUAUUGUGGACAGUGGGGUCCGGGGCACCAUUGCUGUGGGGCUGGUCCCUCAGUACUACAGCUUGGAUCACCAGCCUGGCUGGCUGCCUGACUCCGUGGCCUACCACGCUGAUGAUGGCAAGCUGUACAAUGGCCGAGCCAAGGGCCGCCAGUUUGGGUCAAAGUGCAACUCCGGGGACCGGAUUGGCUGUGGCAUUGAGCCUGUGUCCUUUGAUGUGCAGACUGCCCAGAUCUUCUUCACCAAAAAUGGGAAGCGGGUGGGCUCCACCAUCAUGCCCAUGUCCCCAGACGGGCUGUUCCCCGCAGUGGGCAUGCACUCCCUCGGUGAGGAGGUGCGGCUGCACCUCAAUGCGGAGCUGGGCCGCGAGGACGACAGUGUCAUGAUGGUGGACAGUUACGAGGAUGAGUGGGGCCGGCUGCACGAUGUCCGAGUCUGCGGAACUGUUUCCAGGGCGGGUGUCAGCCUGCCCGCACUCCCGACUCUUCUCCCUCAGCUGCUGGAGUACUUGGGCAAGGGCAAGAGCAUCGUGGACGUGGGGCUGGCCCAGGCCCGGCACCCGCUGAGCACCCGUAGCCACUACUUCGAGGUGGAGAUCGUGGACCCUGGAGAGAAAUGCUACAUCGCCUUGGGGCUGGCCCGGAAGGACUAUCCCAAGAACAGGCACCCUGGCUGGAGCAGGGGGUCUGUGGCUUAUCAUGCAGAUGACGGGAAGAUCUUCCAUGGCAGUGGCGUGGGGGACCCCUUUGGGCCACGCUGUUACAAAGGGGACAUUAUGGGCUGUGGAAUCAUGUUCCCCCGGGACUACAUUCUGGACAGUGAGGGUGACAGUGAUGACAGUUGUGACACAGUGAUCCUGUCCCCAACUGCUCGGGCCAUCCGGAAUGUCCGGAAUGUCAUGUACCUGCACCAGGAGGGGGAAGAGGAAGAGGAGGAAGAGGAGGAGGAGGAAGAUGGAGAAGAGAUAGAGCCAGAGCACGAGGGCAAGAAGGUGGUGGUUUUCUUCACUCGGAAUGGCAAGAUCAUUGGGAAGAAGGAUGCUGUUGUACCCUCUGGGGGCUUCUUCCCCACCAUUGGAAUGCUGAGCUGUGGGGAGAAAGUCAAAGUGGAUCUGCAUCCCUUGAGUGGCUAGAGGCUCCUGCCCUAGACCUGCCCCUUCUCCCUCUCCUCACCCUUUGCAGGACCAGGUACCCAGUGCCUGAGUUUCCCGAGGAUUUGCUUACCCAGCAGGUCCCAUGAGGUGCAUAGUCACUCUGCCCCUGCCACACCAGGCCCCUGCCAAGCUCCUCGGUGCCCACAUUUCUGACCUGGUGCCGCCCUUGUCAUCAGGCCCUGGGACCCAGUCCGUGGUUGGACAGGAACAGGCCCAAAGAAGGGUGUUGCUGUACCAAUGGGUCCCCCUUGCUUUGGCCAGUGGGUUCCCACAUCCCCUUUCCCCAGGGGCCCGCGUGAGUGGAGUGGAGUGAGCACCGUCUCAGCUGCUAUUUGGGCACGAGGCUCUGCAGAGGGGGGAGUAGAGACGCCCCUCUACCAUUUACCACAGUAUUUCUCCUUGCAUUCUGCUCUUUUUUGUUCCCUGUCCUCAUCGUGUGAACCAGUUGCUGCUGUCGUCCCCCCUGGCUGGGCUAGGGGGGUUCUCUUGGGCCCUCUGUUUCGUUUCACUGACUGCCGUCCCAAGAAGACUCCUCCAGGGUCUCCGUUCUUUCCCGAGAGCCAGCUUUCCCCCUCACUGCCUGCUCAGGCCCCCCAGUCCCACAGAGUCGAAGUCUCCAGCUCCCGCAGCUGCGCACAGAGAUGGGCACCCGUGACAGGUCUGGUGGAGUGAGAGGGGCUGCGAGGUGGGGGCCUGGGGCCCUGGCUCCUCUCCAGCCCCACCCUCUGCUCACCCGUGGCACCCGUCCCUUGGUCCCUGCGAUGCAGGCUGAGACUCUGGAGCAUGUCUCUCCGGCCGUGGGGACAGCAAGACCUCGAGCCCUGGCCGAGUGUGCCCAGGGGAAGGCUUGGCCCCUCACCCCCUGCCCCCCACCCCCCCAGCUUGCUGCCUGUUGUGCUUCAGUGUUGGAUUCUAGCACUUACCUGUAUCUUCCCCCCGAGCCCUCCUAUCUCCCACCGCUUGACCCCUGGCCUCUCCCCAUACAGUGACUUCUCCUGAGAGGAGGAGGGAGCAGGAGCUGUUGGCUUUGGUUUGCACAGACUGGGUAGGGCUUUGGGGAAAGGGGGUGAGCUGUUGUGCUGCUGGGGCCUCCCCUAUGGCCCUCCCUUCAGGCCCUGCACUAUGAUGUAAGAAAUGUAUGUACAGACCAGAGAUGUUUAUACAGCCAAUAAAGAUGGAGUUUCCGUAUUUAUAGUACGGCCGGGACAGGGGAAUCCUUUCCAGUACACUGGGGUAGGGACAGGGCUGGAGGUGGGGGCAGCCGAGGGCAGCUUGCCCACCGGGGACAUGUGGACUAGCAUGAGGCCAAGACU